GCCCGCUACUUCACCCCGGAGACAUUGUUUUCAACCCGGCAGAGCCCGCCCCUUACACUAGGAUCUCACUUCUGAUUGGCUCCUGGUUGUUCGUCAGCGGAUCUGAUUGGUUCCCGUCCAUCGUGAUGAGCAGCGGAAUCUGGGGUGCAGAUCGGUGAUCAUGUCGUCUGUCAGGGAUCAGGAAGCCAUCAGUCGCCUCAUGAUGUUCUUUAAAGAAUGGGACAAUGGGAACAAGGUGACCCGGAGCCAAAUCCUUAAGAACUUCAUCUCCUUCAACCGGGGGCGGACGGUGCCGGAGCUGGAGCAGGAGUUCUCACAGGGCGGCAGCUUGUUCUUAGCGCGGCUCACCACCUGGUUACGCCUGUCAUAUAUGUUCGGGACGUGUUUGGGGGAGAUCCUCCAGUCAGUUUGGAUCUUUCUGGCAGCGGCUGGCAGCGGUCGAUACAAGGCGGAGUUUGUGGAGGUCGGCGGAAUCCUCACUCUGCUGGAAAUCUUAGGCCUAAAACAAUUAAAUGAAGAACACAAGAUGGAGGCGCUGAAGAUCCUCCAGGUUUUGGCAAGAGCCGGACGCAAAUACAAAGAGCUGAUCUGUGAGAGCUACGGAGUGCGUGCAGUGGCUGAGUGUCUUGCAAAAUCCAAGAUGGAAGACACCCAGGAGCAGGCGCAGGUGUUACUGGAGUUGCUGGCCCAUGGGAACCCCAAGUACCAGACCCAGGUGUACAAGGGUCUCAUCGCCCUCCUACCCUGCGCCUCCCCCAAAGCUCAGCACCUGAGUCUACAGACCAUCCGCAUUGUCCAGGACAUUGUACAGAAGCCGCAUCCUGCCAUAGUGGAGCAGCUGUUGGGGACGCUGCGCUCCGUGCACAUGGAGGUGCAGUAUGAAGCUCUGCAGUUGAUCAGAGAUCUGAUGAAGACGGAGGUCCGUCCGGCCGUGUUACAGGGACUCGUGACGCUGCUGAGACCCUCACAGAAAGAUGGAGUCAGGACGAAACCACAGAUCAUAGAAGAUCCCGCUGCCCCCCAGAUGUCGGAACCUUUACCCGUCUUCAUUCAGCAGGCCGCCUGUGCCAAGGCCAUAGGGAUGUUGGCUCGGGAGUCCGCAGAGCUGUGCGAGGAGAUGAUCCGGAUGAGAGUCGUCCAUCACCUACUGUUCGCCAUGGGGAACACGGGACACACGGAGAGUCAGAGACAGGCCAGCCUGGCCCUGGAGUAUUUUGUAUCCAUGUCCCCGGUUGUUGAAGAACAAGUGAGGAUCGCCAUCGGGGAGAAACUCUUCAGGAUGCUGAUAGAUAGUGCCGGGAUGCUGUAUAUGAAGAUGGACUCUAUACAGGUGGACGUUCUGGUCUCCAACCAAGUGAACAUCCCGGGGGUUAAGGAAGUGACUGAGUGAGUGAGGGCAGAGGAUCCAUUAUGGCGAAAUGGAGGACACAGAGGUCACCGGCGGCAGGAGGAGACCCGACCCCAGCGAGGAGGCCGCCAUAUUCUGUAUAACUGUGUAAUAAAGUGUCCAGAAAGAAAGUC
Molecule: messenger RNA, 1521 nt
Organism: Hyla sarda
Lineage: Eukaryota; Metazoa; Chordata; Amphibia; Anura; Hylidae
Gene: ARMH1
Product: armadillo like helical domain containing 1
Exons: 12
Coding region: 161-1390 (409 amino acids)
Source: RefSeq, a predicted model, not a curated record